UGGUUUGUUGAGAGUGCGCCGCGUCUUGUUCACGUUGUUUCGUUGAAGUUGAAGAGUGGCAGUGACAACAACCAGUUUCCAGAACGGAUGAAAGAAUGCAGAGUUCGAAGAAAAAGAGCCCUGUGUGGAGUCAUUUCACAUUACUGCCAGGACACAGAGCGAAGUGCAAUUACUGCCCUGCUACUAUUUCGACGCAGAACAGCAACACGUCCAAUGUGACGGCUCUCCUUAGGACUCAACAUGUGUCUGCGUACUUGAAGAUGCAAGCUGACCGAGGUUUGACGACGGCGGGACAAGGACAAGAGCAAGAUCAAGACGCCGAAGAAGAUGCUGUUAACAACGAGAACCUCGAAGGACAGCCGUCACCUUCGCCCUCACCUUCGCCCUCACCGACACCAAGUAGCACCAGCGGAUCGCGUGGCACUCCUAGCCCAGCACCGUUUUCGCCUCCUGCCUCACCAGCUCCAACAAGAACCCGACCAUCAUCAUCAGCAAAGAGAUGUAGUACCUAUCAGGAGUCGAUGGAAGCUUAUGCACCUGAUUCCAAGGCCACAGAGAGGUUUCAUCGUGCCGUAGCACAUUAUGUGGUCACAUGCCAACGACCCCUCAACACUGUGGAGAAAGAAGGUUUCAAAGACAUGCUUAAGACGUUCAAACCUGGUUACAAGGUACUCACCCGUCGGGCUCUAACGGACAAGUAUAUCCCACAGCUUGGGGACCAGGUGAAAGAUGUUGUGCGGCAGCUGCUAAGUGAUGCAGAGUUCUACUCACUGACCUCAGACAAUUGGACGUCGGACGCCGACGUGCCAUUCACCUUUCUAACUGCCCACUUCAUCGAUGAGGCCUGGGAGAAUUUGUUUGGUGUCACGCUGCGAUGCAGAGCCUCCCACGUGCAGCACACCGGGCUCGUUCUCAAAGACUUUUUUGGUGAUGAAAUGAACCAUUGGGAUCUAAAGAAGGACAAGAUUCCGGCCGUCACGACAGACAAUGCUGAGGACUAUCGGCUUGCACUUGAGUUGCUGGAAAUGCCCCAUAUGCGCUGUAUUGGCCACACAAUCCAGAAUGGGGUUACCGAUAUUUUCGAGUUGAAGGUUGUGAAAGAAGCAAUUGCUGUCGUGAAGACUCUUUUCAGCUGGAUUUCCACCACAAGUGUUUGGGCCGCGUAUGAGAAAUUCGUUAAGGAAAAGCACGGCAGAAAGCCCCUUGCCCUGCCCUCUACAUCAAAAACAAGGUGGUGGACAGAGCUUAUUUAAUUUGAGCGUUUGUUGGAGUGUCAUGAGCUCAUGUCGUCUUUCGCUGCUCAAUACCAGAGGGCUAGAGACUGCGGAAAAUCCCAGGACCAACAACUAUGUUUGUUAUACGGGCGGUUGUACGGGCUCUGAAGCCUGUUUAUGAGAUAUGCACCAAGCUAUGUGGAGACACAUACAUCACAGCCAGCGCUGUCCUACCAGUUGUGCACCUCAUGGAGGCGAGGCAGGCUUUGUGGACGACGACGAUCCACCUGAGAUUCCAUUGGAUAUUUUGGACGAUGGUGCAGAAAACAUUGAUGAAAUGGAACUCCGGCCAGCGAAACUGCGGCAGUACAUCGUCAAGAAGCUGCAAAAGCGAUACACUAAUAGACCACUUGACGAAGUAGAGCUGAGCAAAAUGACCCAUGGUUGCCACGCACCUGGAAAACCGGGAAAACCUGGAAUUGUCAGGGAAAAUGAAACCAUGUCAGGGAGAACCGGGAAAACCUGGAAAUGUCAGGGAAAUCCGUGAAAGACUGGCCAAAAUCCGAGCUUUUUUGCCAAAAAGUCAA
Messenger RNA from Thrips palmi, 1801 nucleotides. RefSeq lists its product as uncharacterized. The record is from RefSeq and is a predicted model, not a curated record. The coding region runs from base 96 to 1253 and encodes 385 amino acids. NCBI's taxonomy places the organism in Eukaryota, Metazoa, Arthropoda, Insecta, Thysanoptera, Thripidae. The transcript is spliced from 6 exons. Gene Ontology annotation, molecular function: DNA binding.